UUGCUGUACAAUUCAGUUACCUUUGGCUCUUUCAGCAGCCUGUGCCAUCACUGCAGUAGAGGAGCACGCCCUCCUGCUCCCCAGGCCAGAGCAGCUCUGAGUUGUCUCAUCUCUAGUAAUUGCCUUUUCACAUUGUGCUGCUUGAUAAAUGCCCCUAAGAUGGGCCAACAUCUUGAACUCAUGAUUGACCCAAGUUGUGGUAUGGGUCAGUUCUUCAUUGCUCUUUAUGAUAGCAUAAAUCCCAGUAGGUGGGUGAACCACAUUUUGUUGAUCUGUUUAUCUAUGGGCAAACUUUUGGGUGUUUUCUUUUUUCUUUUUAAAUUGUGUGUGUGUGUGUGUGCGUACACGCACUGGUGCUGACAGAAACUAGAAGAAGACAUUACUGGAACUGGAGUUACAGGUGGCUGUGAGCUGCAGUGUGGCUGCUGGGAACUGAGCUCCAGUCCUUUGCGAGGACUGAACUGAGCUCCAGUCCUUUGCGAGGAUUGGCCUCUCAGCUGCUGAGCCAGUUCCCUGCCCCACCCAGUUUCUUUUGUGCUGUUGGGAAUUGUAUUGCUUUGAACACUGAGUUUUCUUUUGACCUUGGCUGAGUACUUUGGAGGUAGAAACAGAAAGAUUUGAAAUUCAGGGUUAUCCUCAGCUACAGAGAACCUGGGCUACACAAGACCUUGUCUCAAAAGCCAGGAAGGCACGCACAGAGAUGAAUGGGUCAGGUAAUAUGAACCUACGAACACAGGGACCUGAGUUCAAGUCCAAGCAGCCAGAGAGAAAGCCGGUGUAGUGAAACACGCUUGCAGUUCCAUCACUGAGGAGGUGGAGACAGGAAGUCCCAGGACCCCAUGGACAGCAAGCCUAGCCCAAAUGGCAGCUUCUUGAAGCACUCAACAACCCUUACAAACCGACAGCGUGGGAAUGAAGUCUCAGCUCUGCCAGCCACCCUGGAUUCACUGUCCGUGCACCAGCUUGCAGCCCAGGGGGAGCUGAGCCAACUGAAGGACCAUCUCCGGAAGGGUGACAACCUGAUCAACAAACCAGAUGAACGUGGCUUCACCCCCCUCAUCUGGGCCUCAGCCUUUGGAGAAAUUGAGACAGUUCGCUUCCUGCUAGAUUGGGGUGCUGACCCCCACAUCCUGGCCAAGGAGAGAGAGAGUGCCCUGUCGCUUGCCAGCAUGGGUGGCUACACGGACAUUGUGAGGUUGUUGCUUGAUCGUGAUGUGGACAUCAACAUCUACGACUGGAAUGGAGGGACACCACUACUCUACGCGGUGCGUGGGAACCAUGUCAAGUGUGUAGAGGCCUUGCUGGCCCGGGGCGCUGACCUUACCACAGAGGCCGACUCUGGCUACACCCCAAUGGACCUCGCAGUGGCCCUGGGAUUCCGCAAAGUGCAACAGGUGAUGGAGAAUCACAUCCUCCAACUGUUCCAGAGAACUCUGGGGCCUGCAGACCCAGAGUGAAGAUGGCCUGCUGGGGAUCCAGGCACUCAGGGAACAAGCCAGGCUGCCCACAACUGGCUUGAGGCAGCUCCCGGACAGUGGUGGGAAGGGAUCUUCCCCAACAGGAACCAAUAAAUCUGUGCAGAAGUUGAA
Molecule: messenger RNA, 1589 nt
Organism: Arvicola amphibius (Eurasian water vole)
Lineage: Eukaryota; Metazoa; Chordata; Mammalia; Rodentia; Cricetidae
Gene: Rfxank
Product: regulatory factor X associated ankyrin containing protein
Exons: 8
Coding region: 840-1457 (205 amino acids)
Biological process (GO): regulation of transcription by RNA polymerase II
Cellular component (GO): nucleus
Molecular function (GO): protein binding
Source: RefSeq, a predicted model, not a curated record